AUGGAUGGGGAUUAUUUUGGGAUACUAGUGGAUGAAUCAAAGGAUAUAUCACACAAGGAGCAAAUGACACUUGUUCUGAGUUAUGUUAACAAAGAAGGCGAAGUAGUAGAGCAUUUUGUUGGUAUUGUUCAUGUUAGUGAUACAUCUGCUCGUUCAUUAAAGGAGGCAGUCUACUCUUUUCUUUCAAAUCACUCAUUAAGUCCAUCACAAAUACGUGGGCAAGGUUAUGAUGGAGCUAGCAACAUGCAGGGAAAGCUAAAUGGUCUUAAGACUUUGAUUUUGAGUGAGACUCCAUUGGCAUAUUGCAUUCAUUAUUUUGCUCACCAAUUGCAGUUAACACUUGUAGCUCUUGCGAAGAAGAAUUCGAAUGAUUAUCAUUAUAGAUCAUUACAUAAUCUCAUUGUCCUAUUUCCAUCAAUUAUUCAUAUGCUUGAAUUUAUUGGACGUGAAUGUCCUAAUUAUACUGACAGACUUGUUGCUAAAAGUCUUGUGAGUACGAUUAAGGAAUUUGAUUUUACUUUUAUGUUGUACUUGAUGUGGAAAGUUCUAAUGAUGACAAAAGAGUUGAGCUCCUCAUUAAAAAGGAUGGAUCAAGAUAUUGUCAAUGCGAUGGGACUUCUCGAUCUUACAAAGCAAAGAUUACAAAAUAGGAAGGAUAGUGAAUUCGAAUUAUUAAUGGAUGAUGUCUUUUCUUUUGGUGAUAAAUAUGAUAUAAUGAUUCCGAAGAUGGUCGCUAGCGACUUUCCUGGAAAGUCGAAGCGUAGAGCGCUUGAUGUUACAUAUUCUCAUCAUUUGCGCGUUGAUAUAUUUUAUGUUGUUAUUGAUUUACAUCUUUAA
Messenger RNA from Lycium barbarum (goji berry), 837 nucleotides. RefSeq lists its product as uncharacterized. Lineage: Eukaryota; Viridiplantae; Streptophyta; Magnoliopsida; Solanales; Solanaceae. The transcript has 2 exons. The record is from RefSeq and is a predicted model, not a curated record. Bases 1 to 837 code for a protein of 278 amino acids.